AUGUCCUACCUGGUUGACUGUCCGAAAACGAAUAUUGUCGAUCACAUGUUUAAAAUGAUGGAGAAGUACUCCACAGACUUGGAGGAACAAGUCAACGCACGUACCGCAGAGCUGGAGUCGGAGAAGCGUAAAAAGGAAUAUCUAAUAGCUCGACUUCUUCCACCUGUCGUGGCCGAGUCCCUGAAGUCUGGAAAGACGGUUGCGCCUGAAACCUUCGACGAGGUGUCCAUCUACUUUAGCGAUAUUGUUGGCUUCACGACCAUCUCAGCUCUCUCAACUCCACUGCAAGUGGUUGGUCUGCUGAAUGACCUCUACACCAUGUUUGACGCAACCAUUGACAACUACGACGUCUACAAAGUAAGCAAUGCCUAA
Molecule: messenger RNA, 372 nt
Organism: Dibothriocephalus latus
Lineage: Eukaryota; Metazoa; Platyhelminthes; Cestoda; Diphyllobothriidea; Diphyllobothriidae
Source: the annotation of a GenBank genome assembly